Molecule: messenger RNA, 2790 nt
Organism: Psylliodes chrysocephalus
Lineage: Eukaryota; Metazoa; Arthropoda; Insecta; Coleoptera; Chrysomelidae
Source: the annotation of a GenBank genome assembly
CUUCGGUUAGCUUCGCGGCAAAACUGCCAAAUCAUUUCCCUGCUCUAAAUGUUAAAAAUGUUGGGGUAAGUCUUCUAGAAGGAUAUUUUAUUCAGUAAACCAGUAUUAGUAUUAUUUGUAAUUUUGAAUUGUGAACAUCUGAUAAUAAUUUGGUUAGUGUUGGUGUUGAAAAUGGAGCAUAUUGAUAUUUCGAGAACAAAGUCUCAAAAUUUUAAGCCGAUUAAAUUGCUGUUAGAGAUCAUUCUAAACCGAAAAAAUGUGACAUACACAGCACCAGUGCGUAUGUCAAACCUCAACAGCACCUUUUCGUCCCUAAAUUCAUCUAAAGAUGCAGAAGAACUUCUCAACGUGACGAUUAACGAGAAAACAAAUAAAUCUAAUUCUUCCAAAGCUACAUCGAAACAGAAAAAACGAAAAACAGUUGAGAUAAAGAUAAAAUUAGAUAUUUCUGAUGUAAGCGAAGAUAAUGAACACGUCAAGGAUGAUGGAGAAGAAGAAGAACAAGUAGCCGAGUUCAAAGCGACCACUAUAAAAAAAAUAGCGAGCAAAAUAAGUGUGAAUGCUAAAGAAGGCAAACUGUUCUGUGAAAACGAGGAACAGGUAUUUUCUACAGCUAUGAAAAGGAUGUCGAGUAGAGUUAGUCUAUCUAUAAAAGAUGAUAAUAAACAAAUAGAAAAUCACGAAGAAACACUUUAUUUUGAUAUAAACUCUCAAUCGGAUGAUAAAUCAAAUAUUGCUACAUUAAUCGAAUCUCUAAGCGGUCCUCACAAUCAUUCUGUUUGGCACAAAAUAUUCGAGAAAAUCCAUAACAGUUACCAAACUGCAUGUGAUGAUAAAAAAAUCGUUGAUGUAAUCAAUGAAUUGAUCAUGGAAAAAUAUAAACAAGCUUUAAAUAUUUUAAAACAACGCGUUGAAAAGAGAGAACAAAAUAAAACAAAUAAUAAAACGUUGGAUGAUUCGAAUGACUUUUGCGAGCAAGAAAAAACAUUCGAAGACUUUAAAGUCAACUUGGAAAGUAAGGAAGGUUCAAAAUUGAAAAAUACGGCUAUGAGAAAUACAAAUAAUACUGCUCAAAACAAAGUAGAUUCGCAGGAAAUUGGAAGUCCUUGUAGAAAUCUACUGGAUAUUUCAAAUGAUAAACUCGCAAAUGAUUUAAAAGCUUACAAUGAAAAAUACGAACCUAAAUAUCAAUUCUUAAAUGCUUCAAAAAUUGAUAACCAUGUACCAGAAAAUCAGUUUAGUUUCUGCAAAGAAAGAAGCUUUUCCGAUGACAUACUAAUAUCGUUUGAAAACGAUUUGAAGAAAGAAAAUGUGAGAAGUUUUUUAAAAGCGGAAGGAGAAAACAUGUACGAGGAUAUAAACAAAAUUUUCGAUUCUGAAAUAAGUUUAGAAGAAAAUAUUGUUGAGUACGAUUCAAGAAAAUUUCUGCGCUCUGCUUUGGGAGAAGACAUAUAUUCCAGUUUUGAUUCUCAGAGUGAAUACCGUACAUGUUUAUAUGACUCCCCGACACUUGAAACUCCUGAUACUUUGAAAACCGAACAAAGCAUAGGAAGCAGUAACAUUUCAGAGCUAAUCUCAGAUUUAGACAGAAGAAAAUCUGCUGGCAUUUACAGCCUUUACAGUUCAGUAAAGAAAAACAUGAGUAAAAAAUACAAAAAACAAGGAAAGCAUUUCGCCAAAUCUACGAAGAGUAGCAACGAUUACGGGUAUGAAAGUUUGGAUGAUUUGGAUAAUAAUAUUCAUGAAAAAACUUUGACGGAGGACAAUGUAAGGCAAAAUGAGAUUAUUUAUCAAAUGUCGAAAGCUGUUAGUGUUUGUAGGAGUCAUUCGGAUUUUUAUGGAUCUGAUAUUUUCGUUGAAGCUGAAAAAAUUUUGUUGAUUGCUAGUUUGAGAAAAGACGUUAACGACGAUGAAUUAAAAAAACUUGACUAUGAAGAUAUCGACCAGCGUCUUACCUCGAGUUCAGUAAUAAUAAAAAAUCUCGAAAUAUUUUCCAAACCCAUUACCGUUGUAACAAAAAAUAAGAGUAACGACUGGCAUUGGGUCUGUAUUAUUCGUCAUGGAUCCACGGUAUAUGCUACAAAACCCUUACUACAAGAAGACAAGACUAUAAGUUUUCCAGAUAAAUUCCAUUUUGAGUGGUUACCAUCCGAUUUUGAGAUACACGUCAGCAUCUAUGGAUUGAUGUUGAAGAAUAGAAAACAUAAGAAAACCAAAUUCCGCACUGAACUAAAAACGGUACCAUCCUCAAGUUCCGAUUCAACACAGUCGUACUUCACUCUAUGGGGUACAACCAUGAUUAAACCUUCACAAUCAAAUCAGACUGUAUUUAAUUUGGUUCAAGCGCUUCCAGGGGCUCCUAUAACGGAUAUUUUGAAAAUUAACGUUGAAACUACCUUCAGUAUUCAUGUUAAAGAAGUCGGCUUUCUAACUAUAGGACUAGAUUAUAAGGGAUAUCCUGUUUGGAAUAGAAGAUGGUGUUCGCUUGAUGGAUCUAGGUUAAGGUAUUGGAAUUAUCCUAACGAAGAACAACACUGUGAACCAUUAGGCGAACUGGACUUACUAAAUUGUUUUUCAAAGGAAAUUCAAAGAGCACCGAAAGAUAUUUGUCCAUACCCUCGAACUUUAUUAAUACACAUGAAUGGACGUGAAGGUAGCAAAACUGUGGAAAGAAGAUACUUUGUGGCUGCUGAUAACCUAGCUGAUUUAAAAAGAUGGCAAGAGAGCUUAAAUUUAGUUUUGAGUUACCUGAGAGAGUGGAACGAGUAUGACUGUUUUCUGGAGAACUGA